CACCAUCUUAUUCAGUCAAGUGACCACUCUCUGAGCUCGAAAUGAACUUGAAAUCACUCGCCCUACUCCUCGCUGCCACUGCAGUCCCUCAGGUUGUAGUUGCAGGUCCACUUGGCUACGCUAUAUGUCAGACAGGAUGCAAUGGCUUGGCUGUCGCUUGCUACGCUGGUGCUGGGUUCACAUUUGGGGUCGCACUCCCUGCGGCACCUCCUGUGUUGAUAGCAUGUAAUACGGCCCUUGGGGGGUGUAUGGCGGCUUGUGCCGCGGUUGCGCUUGCACCCACUCUUUGAGUGAGUGCAAUCGUGAAUGUGGCGACGAGAACCCAC
This is a messenger RNA of Suillus bovinus, 326 nucleotides long. RefSeq lists its product as uncharacterized. The transcript is spliced from 2 exons. The record is from RefSeq and is a predicted model, not a curated record. Bases 42 to 290 code for a protein of 82 amino acids. NCBI's taxonomy places the organism in Eukaryota, Fungi, Basidiomycota, Agaricomycetes, Boletales, Suillaceae.